Molecule: messenger RNA, 1640 nt
Organism: Linum tenue
Lineage: Eukaryota; Viridiplantae; Streptophyta; Magnoliopsida; Malpighiales; Linaceae
Source: the annotation of a GenBank genome assembly
CAAAGGUCUAUCAGGUUUCUCCUCAACCCGACAAAGAGGGCCGAUAGCCAGUAGUAGUAGAUUGAGUGAAUGAGUGAGUGAUUGAUUUGAUGACCGCAGCAGUUGGAAGAAAAGUCGCUUCGAGCUAGUAAGAGAGUCUAAUCAAGCGGAAAAAGGAGAGACCAAAAAGGCAGAGGCGUUGAAUUUCCGAUUCCAUCUUCGAACCCGUGAAGAACUAGUGAAAAGGGACCAAAGAUUUCUUCUGGAGAGCUGCGAGUGAUUGCCGUCUCUUCCCCUUCAAAGAAAUGGAAACCCAGAAGAUUUUGACAUCAUCUGAAGCAGAAGUGGAAAGGCGGUGGUGGGUCACCGUCCCUAAAGUCGAACUCCAUGCCCAUCUCAAUGGCUCCGUCCGAGACUCCACUCUCCUGGAACUCGCCAGACGUUUGGGGGAGAAGGGCCGGAUUGCGUUCUCAGAUGUAGAGCAUGUUAUCCUGAAAGGUGACAGGUCUUGCCGCGAGGUAUUCAAGCUGUUUGACUUGAUUCACGUCCUCACGACUGACCACAAAACUGUCACAAGGAUUACCAAAGAAGUGAUUGAAGAUUUUGCUUCUGAAAAUGUUGUGUAUUUGGAGUUGAGGACAACCCCAAAGAGGAAUGAUUCUAUAGGGAUGAGCAAACGGUCAUACAUGGAAGCUGUGAUAAAUGGUCUGAGUUCUGUUACUGAAGUAGACAUAGAUUUCACCCCUCAUAGUACUGAUCAUCAUGACCCUGCAAGUUCCUGGAAUUCCAUUGCUGUGAACAAUGUGGAUCAUCAGGGAAGUGGUAGGAAGAAGAUCUACGUCAGACUUCUUCUCAGCAUCGACCGUCGAGAGACAGCUGAAGCUGCAAUGGAAACAGUGAAGCUUGCACUGGAAAUGAGAGGUUUAGGUGUUGUUGGCAUUGACCUUUCUGGCAACCCUUCUGUGGGUGAAUGGAGUACAUACUUGGCUGCACUACAAUUUGCCCGGGAGCAAGGGCUAUAUGUUACGCUUCACUGUGGAGAGUGCUUGUAGGUACCUAAUUAUGAGGAGAUCAACGCAAUGUUGGACUUUCUGCCUCAGAGAAUUGGUCAUGCUUGCUUCUUAAGAGAGCCAGAUUGGGUGAAACUAAAAUCAUCUAAAAUACCAGGUUGAGAUUUGUUUGACAUCCAACAUCAUGACAGACACAAUCUCUUCACUUGACAUUCACCAUUUUGUUGAUUUGUACCUUGCGAAACAUCCAAUGGUGCUGUGCACAGACGAUUCAGGGGUUUUCUCCACCAGUCUGUCCAAGGAGUAUAGCCUUGCCUCAUCUGCAUUUGGUCUUGGAAGGAAGGAGUUGUUCCAGCUAGCUAGAGACAGCGUGGAGUUCAUAUUUGCUGAUGGUGGCGUGAAGCAGGAGUUGAAGGAGAUCUUUAGCUCUGCUGCUGGGAAGCUUGAGCUAUGAUUCUUCUGGUGCAUUCGUUAUUUUACGGCUGUCGAAGAACGUUAGAGUAUUUACUGUUGAAUCUAUGGAACUUUAGAACUGCUGAAAUCUAUUGUCUAAACUGCUAGCUUUAAGCUUAUUGGAAGACUGCAUAGAAAUCAUAUUUAUAUGGUUGAUUACAGUCUUUUUGUUAUUAUUUAUUUUCUUUCAAAAAACCC